This is a messenger RNA of Larimichthys crocea (large yellow croaker), 1476 nucleotides long. It is a transcript of the gene hes6, whose product is annotated as hes family bHLH transcription factor 6. The record is from RefSeq and is a predicted model, not a curated record. Lineage: Eukaryota; Metazoa; Chordata; Actinopteri; Sciaenidae. The transcript is spliced from 4 exons. Gene Ontology annotation, molecular function: protein dimerization activity; DNA binding. Gene Ontology annotation, biological process: regulation of DNA-templated transcription. Bases 448 to 1113 code for a protein of 221 amino acids.
UCCCCCGUGGUGGGAUGAAUAAAGUAUAUCUAAUCUAAUCUAAUUUGAUUUAACUGGUUAUAUCGUAUUUGUUUGUGACCAUUUUAGGUUAAACUCAGCUGUUCCAUGUUUUUCAGCCUCAGACUUGAAGUUUGGGACAAGACCACUAAUGAUUGGUGAGCGGGUACGAGCGUUUGCGCGUCCUCGCUGGUGUCCUGCUCUCGUAGCCAGUUCACCCAUUCACAUGUAAAUGAACCGUCAUAUAUAUUAGUACAUGCCCCCUUGGAGAACCAAAGGAGCCCAAAGUCUGUCUCUCUCCCUCUCCCUCUCUCUCUCUCUGUGUGUGCAAGCUUUGUUGGCCGCUGGGAUCGCCCGGCCAUCUGUCCCCCCCAUUGACGAGCUGUAACGGCUCUCUGGAUUACAGAGUGCGGUGGGCUUCUGGCAGCGCCUGGGUUAAACUUCAACAACAUGGCCCCCAUCCGUAACAACACAAACGGAAUGGACAGAGGUGAUAACUGCAGCGGGAUCAAGUCUGACAGAAAGAUAAGGAAACCUCUGGUCGAGAAGAAAAGAAGAGCUCGCAUCAAUGAAAGUUUACAAGAACUCCGAGUUCUCAUCGCGGAUGCAGACUUGCAAUCAAAGAUGGAGAAUGCCGAAGUGCUGGAGAUGACAGUGAAACGUGUGGAGAGCAUCCUACAAAACCGGGCUCAAGAAGUGGACGCCGUGAACCGGGAGGCCUGCGAGCGGUUUGCGGCCGGCUACAUCCAGUGUAUGCACGACGUGCACACUUUUGUGUCCAGCUGUCCCGGUAUUGACCCGACAGUAGCCGCGGAGCUGUUGAACCACCUCCUGGAGAGCAUGCCCCUGAACGACGAAGACCGCCUCCGGGUGAUGCUGCCGGACACGGUGGCAGAGUGCCCCGGCAGUAACAGCACUUGGUCCCUGAAUGAGAGCAUGUACACGGCUCUGGUGUCCCCAGCACCCUCCACCACCUCCAGCGAUGACCUCUGCUCUGACCUGGAUGAGACAGACUCAGAGCAAAGUCAUGUUUCUUCUUCAGAGGAGGCUGACAGCCAAGAUAUGUUGAGCCUGCCUUCUUUAACUUACUCCAAGUCAGUGUGGAGGCCAUGGUAGAUUAUUUUCAAAAGAGGAAUAGCAUGUUUUUAAACCACAGUAGAUGAUUUAAUGCAUUGUGUUGUGAUGUUUUGUGGGGUAGGCCUCAGUGCAUGACAGAAACACUGCUGAGAUGAUAUCUUUGAAACUUGUUGAAAGUCAUCGGAGAAGCUCUUUGUGUAAUUAUUGGGGAACUACGAUUAAACUAAAAUGUAUUUAAUAAAUAAAAUAAUGUAAUUAAAUCGCAGAGGUCAGAGACCUGUAGGGUCUUCAUUUGGAAGUGUAUUGGCCCUCAUACGGGCCUGCCUUCAGUGAAGGGGUGAAUGCAUAUGUAAAUAUUUACUUGUUGAAUAUGACUGGGCUGUAUAGAAGAUAGGCAUCCCA